Didymodactylos carnosus is the source of this 528-nucleotide messenger RNA. Lineage: Eukaryota; Metazoa; Rotifera; Eurotatoria; Philodinida; Philodinidae. The record is from the annotation of a GenBank genome assembly.
AUGGCCAAAUGGUCUGAUAGGGGUUUGACAGUGGCAGGACAAGGAAGAAAAGGAACACGUCUAGAUCAACUCAAUGAUCCAAAACGAAUAUUCAUCGAUGGAAAUGAUACGCUUUACAUUUGUGACUAUAUGAACCAUCGUGUCAUUUCAAUCGAUCAUGAAGGAUUUUUGUACAUCGCCAACUGGGGGAAUCAUUGUGUCGUCAAAUGGCAUAAAAAUGCCAACAAUGGCGAAAUUGUUGCGGGAGGAGACGGAAGUGGCACUGGACUGGAUCGGUUACACCUUCCGAGCGAUGCAAUUGUCGACACUCAAUCGGAUGGUGCUUUUCUAGUUGCUGAUACUUUAAAUCAUCGAAUCCUUCGUUUUCAACUCGGCAGUCGAAUGGGAGCGAUAAUUGCUGGCGUAGGAGGAAAGGGAAGUGGCGAUACUGAGUUGAACAGUCCACUUAAUUUGGCAUUGGAUAGUCAAGGCAAUUUAUACGUGUCUGACUCCGACAAUGACAGAAUUCAAAUGUUUCCUCGAAUCUGA